CUUUUGUCGAGCGGCGCACUGGCCUCCAUAUUUGUUCACACAAAACUAGUGUGAAAAUUUUACUUGAAUUUGUAUGAUGCCUAAUGAAUAUAACCAAAAUGGGAAGGGUCUAGAGCAGCAGUUUGCUGGUCUGGAAAUCAACGGUGGUCGUCCGGGAGGAAGAGGACAAGGUAAUUGGGGUGCACCACCACAAUUUCCAGGACAUAAUAAUGCCUACCGACCCAACAACAGAUUUCCACCGGAGCAAAUGAUCUUUCUCCAACAAGGUCCUCCUCAGAAUGUUCAAAGAUAUGUUCCCCCUCACAUGCGCAGUUCUGGAGGUCCUCCCCCACCCGGACCUCCCCAACAACCACCUAUGUACAACCAAGGUCCCCCAGACAGUCACCGAGGAGGAUGGGGUGGCAAUGCAGGUGGCUAUCCUGGAGGUUAUCAGCCGCGUGGUGGUUACUCGGGUGGCUACAGCUCUGGACCCCCACAAAUGAAUGAUAGAGGUUAUAAUAAUUAUAAUAGGGGAGGUGGUAGAGGAGGUUAUAAUAACAGCUAUGACAGCAGACGAGGCAGUGCUGGAGGUUACAGUGAUCGUGGUAUGGGUAGAUAUGACAGACAAGGAAGUGCUCCUCCCCAACCACCAAUGGGUGGAAGCAGAUGGGACGCUUUAGCUGAAGAACCUGUAAGCCGUGAGAAGAAAUGGGGUCACAACAGAUGGGACAGUCGAGCCGACAGUGGUGACACCUGGUCUAACAGUGGAUCUACAGUUAUCGAUUGGUCAACUCCCCUACCCAGAAACGAAAGAUUAGAACAGGAAUUAUUUGGAGGUGGUAAUACUGGUAUAAAUUUUGAUAAAUAUGAAGACAUACCAGUAGAGGCCAGUGGUGAUAAUCCACCUCAAAAUAUUGAAAACUUUGAAGAUGCAAGUCUUGGAGAGAUUAUACGUAACAAUAUUGUACUGAGCAAAUACCCGAAACCAACACCAGUACAGAAAUAUGCUAUACCUAUUGUAUUAGGCAAGAGAGAUUUAAUGGCUUGUGCCCAGACAGGUUCGGGUAAAACUGCUGCUUUUCUGGUACCUAUAUUAAAUUUACUGUACGAGACUGGACCAGGUGAGGCUCAUGAGGCCGAACAAAGGCAAUCACAAGGAGGUCGAUCAUAUGGAAGAAGAAAACAAUACCCCAGUGCUUUAGUGUUAGCUCCGACCAGAGAAUUGGCAUCACAGAUAUAUGAUGAAGCAAGGAAGUUUGCUUAUCGAUCAAGAGUUCGACCCUGUGUUGUAUAUGGUGGUGCUGAUAUCGGUGCCCAGAUGAGAGAUUUAGAUCGAGGAUGUCAUUUAUUGGUGGCUACUCCCGGUCGAUUGGUCGAUCUAAUGGAACGAGGCAAAGUAGAAAUGGAGCAUUGUAGAUACCUGAUGUUAGAUGAAGCUGAUAGAAUGUUAGACAUGGGUUUCGAACCUCAGAUUCGAAGAAUUGUAGAGAAAGACUCUAUGCCUCCAUGUGGUAAACGACAAACUCUCAUGUUUUCAGCCACUUUCCCUAAAGAAAUCCAGAUUUUAGCUCGAGAUUUUCUGGAUAAUUAUAUAUUUUUGGCUGUUGGUCGUGUUGGUAGUACGAGUGAAAAUAUUACCCAGAAAGUUGUGUGGGUAGAUGACAGUGAAAAAAGAUCCUUCUUACUUGAUUUGAUCAACGCUGCAGGCCCAGAAUCUUUGACCCUUGUAUUUGUUGAAACUAAGAAAGGUGCUGACUCGUUAGAAGACUUUUUACAAAGAGAAGGAUUCCCAGCAACAAGUAUCCAUGGUGAUAGAUCACAGAGAGAAAGAGAGGAUGCUCUACGUGUAUUUAGAAGUGGUGAUCGACCAAUCCUCGUUGCUACGGCCGUUGCUGCAAGAGGCUUAGAUAUCUCAAAUGUACGUCACGUCAUCAACUUUGAUUUACCCAGUGAUAUCGAGGAAUAUGUUCAUCGUAUUGGACGUACUGGGCGAGUGGGAAAUCUAGGUUUGGCUACAUCGUUUAUAAAUGAGAAAAACAAGAAUAUUGUUCGAGAUUUAUUGGAUUUGUUAAUGGAAGCUAAUCAAGAAGUACCAGCUUGGUUAGAAUCAAUGGCCAAUGAUACGCGAUCAUCUACUACGUCCAAGAGAGGAGGCAGAAAAUUUGGAUCUGGUGGAUUCGGAGCCAGAGAUUACCGUCAACAAAACAAGGGACCAAAACCAGGCAUGGGUAUGGGAAAUGGUGUGAAGAACCCAAUGGGAGGAGGAUACCCAGCUAUAAACCCCUUUGCCAGCCAGUACGCUAAUUACGGAGGAUCUUACGGUGGUGCCUACAACAGUAAUACACAGGGCACUGAUUGGUGGGGCAACUAAAAGGUGGCAACCUUUGCCGUGACGAUGGGGUUAAACGGAUCACAUCAUCAGUGAAUUAAAGGAAAGAUUAUUAAUAUUAAAUGAAAGAUUAUUAUAGAAAAUAACCACCUUCCCAUUUCUUGUUUAAUGCUUUAUGUUUUAUGGUGCCUGGAUUUUAUUAGCAUACAGUUGAAGGACCCAGAGUUUUGAGGUUUAUUUUUUUUUUUGCUGUUUAUAUUUUAUGGACUUUGAUUGCGCGUAAUUUCAUUUAUUGUCGAUGUCUACAUGCGAGGGACAAUUCAUUGAGUUAUUUUAUUACCAUAUACAUAUAUAUCAUGUACAUUGUUAUUUUUGCGAUCGAUCGUUCGAUGUAAAAUACAUCGAGCCUUUUCACGCGUAUAUAUACAUAUAUAUAUAUAUAUACAAAAAUCAUUUCUAUUUUAUUAUAUUGAUAAUGUUGAAUCUUAAUAUGAACCAUAAUAUUCUCGACGAACAAAAUACUGUAAUACAUGUAUGCGAGGAUCCAAGGCCGAUGAUUUUAUAUAUGAAAUUUGAAAUCCUCCAUUUUGUUUCCUCUGCGUAUUAUUUAUAUCAUUUUACGUUCCUUUUUUUUCUAACGCUGCAUAAAAACUAUGUCUCGUAUAAAUAAAUACAAACGUGUAUAUUAUUUAUGAUAUAUUUAAAUGAUAUUCAAAUGUUUAAAUAUUUUUUUCUUGCAAUAUUUUGUCCCCAUGUUUCAUGUGCAAUCGGUCAAAUUUCACGUGUAAUAUGAAAACUUUGACGUAUGUGUGUUGGUCAACGCAUUGUGGUGACUAAGCGUGUACAUUCGCAUUAAAUAUGAAACUGGAUGUACAUGUCGGUCGUAUGUAGACUACGCAUGUACAUUGAAAUUGUAUUAAAUUUAUGGAUUGUAAUGUUUAUUUGAAAAUUGAGUUAUGUGCCAAAUAAUGACCCUGUUUGCAUAUAUAACAGAGCCUGAAUAACCAGACUGAACAUUAGGGCGUGAUGGGAAAUGAGAGAUUGCGUAAUUCAUUCCAAAAUAUUUGUACUAAUUCGUAAAUCUGUGUAACUUCUCACAGAAGUUUUUAAAAUGUACUACUUCUGUGAUAGCUGAUUAUUUUGGCAGGCGUUGAAGCCGUCUGCAAUGUCUAGUCAUGGUAAAUGACGUUGAAAUAUAUUGCAAUCACAAACAUCUCCUGUAUCUUCUAACGCAAAAGAUUGUGUCGAGAUAUAUGAUGGUGUUGGGUUUUACUCAGAUAAAUUAUAAUUCUAACUUACUCCAAGUUAUAAUUUUGUGUACAAAUCAACUAAUCUGUGCGAUUUACUCCUUUAAAAAUUGAUAUGUACAAAUGUUAAAAAAAAAUGAAAGGAUAUAAUUUAUUGUGCAUUUUUAAUAUUGAUGUGCACAAAUGUAAAAUAUUCAAAAUGGAGAAAUUAUAUAAUUUAUGGUGCAUUAUCAACUUGUUUACACUGCCUGGGUUAAAUCCAACUAACAAGUGAUUGUAAUGAUAUGAUAGAUCUGGUUAAAAUUCCAUUUAAAUCUUAAGAAAAAAUCCUCUGGGCUCCUCAUCUGUUGCGUGUUUUCAGCUUGAUUAUAAGCUAAAUAAUUUACAUUAUUAAUAUGAUCACCAUCUUGGUUUAACCGUAGUCCCUAUAUGUAUCCCUGUAUCUCUCGACUCGAAACAUAUGUAUGUAUGCCUGGAUAAUUGUUCUGCCUUUGGCAAUGUUAUUUAACGCUUUAUGGCCUGGGUUGCUAACACAGCCAAUCAAAAGGGCUUGUUUGUUCCCACAGCCAAUCAAAUGGCCCAGUUUGCUAACACAGCCAAUCGAAAUACCUUGUUUGUAUAUCAGCAAAUAGUGUUUAGACGAUUCUGAUUCAAGCAUAUCCUCCUGGCACCAGGUGGAGCUGUGUUAGAUCAAAUGAGAUAACGAUGUUACGGACCUCAGUUAGACCAAGAUGCUUUAUCUCGUGUGUAGAUGUUAUAUUUAGAGUUAGCUUUGUGUCCCUAUGCCGUCCUGUCAUAAGAUAUUCUAUGUAAUAUAAUUGAUGACGUGACCUGCCGUUAAUACAUAACGGCCCAACUGUCUCGUCAAUUUUUGGUCUGAAAUAAAAUAUUAAUGAAUAUAGGAAUUAAAAAAAAAAAAUAUGGAUGCAUUUUAUCGACACUUAAAUUUAAGUUAAUUUCCUACAGAGGUCUGUCGAUAAUUUGCCUAGUUAUUUUUAUGCGUAUCCUCGACAAAUGCAACUUGCAUUUAUUGAUUAGAAAUGGAAUACUGAAUUAAUACCCUGUUGAAAAUUACAUUAGCGGGAUAUUCCAUUUAAAAUUAGCCACGUGUACCGUAUAUGUAUUUUUCUUAAAUCUUCAACCAAUUGUUUUUUUUUUCUUUUAAAAAUUAAAUAUGAGAGACCCCUAAUAAUAUAAAUCAUUUAUAUUGUGAUCACUCUUUUUAAGCCUGACAUGUCUGACCAUUAAUAUUUUGAUUAUUCUUUUUGAAGACUGACAUUGUCUAACCCUUACAGAGUAUUUUUAAAUGGAAUAUCCUUCACACAUUCUUGUGUAUUUUAAACAUGAUUGAACACAGGGUAAACUUUUAUUGUGUAUUAUGGGACCAACAAAUAAAUUAAAUCGUGGUUCCAUUUUGGUUAUGUUUAUGUAUUGUAGUCAAAAAAUAUAAGUGAUGUAAAACUUAACCCUGUUGACUGUCCCAAGUGGGUGUUUGUGAUCGGCAUGUGAAUGACGGAAAUGUGGUGGUACGAAAUUUGAAAAUCUUAAAUCAAGAACCAUCACAUUAGCACUUGUUGUUGCAUGAUAAUUACUAUCGCUCAUAUGUAGUAUUAGAACAGAGUGUAACUAAAAUUCUUAAGCAUUGUUUAGGCCGCAUAACAUACAAAUUAUCCGUACAAUUUAGUCAUAUUUAACUUGGGCCAAUUGUCGAUGAAAAUUUUUGAUUUUAUUGUAUUAGUUUUGUAAUAAUGAAGAUAUUUGGGUUUUGUUACGACAAUUAAUAUAGUAUUGAGUAAUUUGAAGUGAAAACCAAAAAACGUUUAAUGUUAAUUAUAGAUAUGAUAUACAUGUAUUGUGUAAUUAAAAUUAAUAAUGUAUCGUUUAAAACAAUUCUAGUCACUGUGUGUUCGGUCACUCAUGGUGAUUUCUCAAUAUUAUUCAUAAAAUAUGUAUUAAAUCGAAAAAAAGGAGUGCUAGUUGUCUGCCCUUGAACCUACUUGAAUGUCACACUAUUAAUUUGGCCAGGAACAAAAUCAUUCUAAAACAAGAAUAGAUAAAUAAAUGAAAAUUGAAUCGAAGGCUGCAUUGAAGUUGGUUCCCUUUCAAAGUGAUGGGGGCAGACAGCUGCUCAGGUUUUUUCGAGUUGCAUUUUAGUUUAGACUGUUUAAAAAAAAAGUCUUAAUUAUCUAACAUGCUGCAUUUUUUUAUCCACAGUGAAUCAUUUUAACGGGGGUAACCAGACUUUUUGACAUUCAUCAUUUUUUAUCUUUAUCAAGUGACCUUCUAAAGUUACAUUGUUUUAAAUCUGUUUGGUCGCUAGCGAGGAUGUUGUUUGUCACUAUUGACGACGGAUGACGAUUGUUCUAGCGACAGUAUAUGUAUAUUUUUUUAUUUUACUCAUUACCCAGGUAAUGGGAUUGGGUUAUUAUAUAUAUUGUAUCAUUAAUACAUUAAUUACAUUUUGUCUUUCGAAGAGAAACAGAAAAGAAUUUUUGUUUUUUUGUAUGCAUAAAUGGUUUUGAUUUAUUUAUAAUUGAAACUUAUUGAAAUGAAUCGGUUUAAUAUGUGAAUGUCAAAUUGUAAAAUAUCUCUCAAGAGUAAGUUUUAAAAUAAUACACCAUGCAGCAUUCUAGAAUUUAAUGAUUAGUAAAAUUGAUUUAUCUUAGACGUUUAAUUUAAGGAAUUAUCAUCCCAAGCCAUGUAACCAAGCCAGUGCAACGAAUUUUAAACUUAAAUGAAGACAAAAGAGUUGGCAGUUUUAGUUUCGUAUUUAUCAAAUAUAAUUCAAUUUUAUUUUUAAGAUUAAGAUUAAAAUUUAUUUAAGAUUAAUAAUUAAUAGGGCUAGAAAAAGACCCAAGGCCUUUUGAACUUAUAGAUGUACCUAUAUACUAACAUUUUUUUUUUUUUUAAAAACAUCUGUGUGGGGUUUGUUUUUUUUCUGUAUGAAGAUUAAAUGCCAUUCAGAUGUAAAUGGCUACCUGAAACCAUCUUCAUAUUGUUAUUGUAAAAGGCUGUAUUUUGAAAUAUUUUCCCAAGAUUGUUACACUAGUGAAAAAGGGGAAAAUAUGCUCUUAAAUGCCGUGAUUGUUGCUGCCCUUGAAUAAUGCGAUUUUAUUUUUUAAGAUUACAUGAAAGUCUCUUCAAAAAUCUUAUGGGGGACAGCUAAUAAAUUAUGUUGUCCUUUAUUCCAUGACAAUAUGAAGGUGGUAAAAACCCUGUAUUUACAGAAUAUAAUUUAAUUUAACUGAUCUUCCAUAAAAAUAGAUAUAAUGUACCCUGAACUCUGUAUUAUCAACCAUUAAAUGGAAUUGUGUACUAAUAGAUCUGAUUUAUGCACAUGCGUUAUUGUUCAUAUCUUAAUACUAAGAAUUUGGAUCAACACAUUUCAAUUCUAAAUAGUAAGAAUUUGGAUUUUAAUUCUAAAUAGUACGAAAUUGGAUUUUUUUGUUUUGAAUAUUAAGAUUUGAGUUGAAUAUACAGAGUCCAUUAAUUAAGGAAAAAAAACCUCUUUAUUGAUAUAUAUAUGUUGAUCAAAACAGUUGGAGAGAAUAGAAUUGGUGAAAAUAAUAUCAACCUCUAAAUGUUCUUUUAAUGGAAUAUUUCUGAGGUAUUGACAAUUUUUAGUUCUUGCCAUCUAGGAUGAUUGAUAAACAUAUUGUAUUUGUGUUUUGUGAGCUCUUCCCAUUAAAGCUAAAGCUGCAGAGUUCCCCUGCUGUGUGAUCAUUUCAAAUUCAAUGGAUUAAAUUUGCUCAUAGGACAAAUGAUUAGGAUAUAAUUUUAAAUCACAUUUUUUUUUGGAAACGUUCAAAUAAUGAUUAGGAUAUAAUUUUAGAUUACAUUUUUUUAAAACACAGUAAAAAAAUUAAUAUUGAUAAAAUAUUCAAUUAAAUUUUAUUAACCACUUCAAUAAACAAACACUGGAAUUAUUUUACUUUUGAUUAAAUCAAAAAAAAGACGGAUUAACGCGCAUAUGUCAGUUUACGGUUGAUGUUGAAAUCCACGUGUGGUUGAACUCGGCCAUUAAAACAAGUUUGAUAUAAUACGUAAAACAUUCCAUACGCAUUUUGUGCCAAGUCUUCAUAAUAUCUUGUUUAUAGUAAUAUCCCAUUCUUCAUCAUUUUCAUAUAAACAUAUCGCAAAAUAGUUGACAAUUUCCGUGAAACUGUCAUUAAGAUUAAUGCUGCCUUCAAAUUACGAGUCUCCAAUUUGAAAAUAUCAUUCAAAUUCUGUCCGGUUGUAUUUUUUUCUUGUAAACUUGAAAUUUUUUGAUAACUUUCAUAUUCAUAUUUACAUGAAUUUGAUUGGUCAAUUAAAAAGGAUAGAAAGGGUUGGGUGAUAAAUACAAUCUUCUACUCGCCUUUUUUUUUGAUAUAAAAAAUAUCAACAUUCGUCGAUAAAGUAAAAAAAAAAAAAAAACUCGACAAAGCCUUGUUUUUUAUUUCCAUUAUCUACUUGUGUUGAUAUUUUUUUUUAUAUAAAAAAAAGACUGGUAGGAGAUUCUCUAUUUAUUGCACAGUUCAAACGUGUUUUUUUUACGAUUUGGAAACCUGUUAUUAAAAGGACAGGAGGAUUGAACCUCGGCAGAAAUAAUCGGUGAAAAUGCAUAGAAAUAUAAUACAUAGUUUUUAUUUUUAUACGAUGAAUUAACGUAAUUUUAAUAUUGUGCGUGGAUUUGAAAGAAUUCUUGUGAUAUUUUGAAUCGGUGGUCAGGGCUCUUAUCAGUCCAAUGAACAUCUUCUAUUAAAUUCUUAAACUAUAAAAUUGGAUUUGAGCCAGAUCGUGCUUUCUUCACAGCAAAAAAUUAAUAAAAUUCUGUAAUAUUAAGUAGAUUGUACGAAAUGGAAUCCAAGUAAUUGUAAGUUGGAUGUGCACAAAAUGCAAAGGAAUAAUCAUAAUUUUUCAUCUUUCCUGGUCAGGCUGUUAAAUACAUGAUCAAGAAAAUAUGGUUAAACCAAUCGCUGUGUUCAAAACGUGUCUUAUAUAUGGUAAAUACAAGUUUCUCACUUGGAAAUAACGCACAAAUUAUGUUUGCUACCAGAAAAUAUAAGUAUAGUGUUCAAAUUUGGACACUCGUAAUUAUGGUUUAUCAGAAUUCGAUUUGAUCGCAGUUCUAUGCACUAUAUUUUACAGUACAUGUAGUUAUUUUGAAAGCUAGAAUACUCAUUUGUCUGCAUGAGCAAUUUGGGUCCUUUAUUUGUGUGUGAGUGUUGUGACAUUGAAUUCCUAUUUAUCGAAUCAACAAAAGUGCUUUAAACAAUUUUUUUUUUUUUUUUACGUAUUGAAUCUCUGUGUACUUAAAGUGAUCUAAAUGAAAACUAAACAGAUAUAGAUUAUUGUAGAUAUCCAUUAAAAUAAAAACAAAGAAAUAUUGUAUAGAAGCUAUUCAAAGUAAAUGAAGGAUUAACUCACCAUUUUAGGUAUACUCAGAUGAUAUUUAUCAAAAUCAUGUUAAUUAUAAACUCGGGGCAAAAAUUUAUCAGUAUUUUUCUAGUCUUUAUAUUUUUUCUUAUCGUAAAUAUUUAGUCUUUUUUCAUACGAACCAUUUGGUUUGUGGACAUUAAAGUAAAACCACAUUCAAAGGAAGAGGUUUAUUAAGCAAGCCGUACGGUAGUGUCAAUGCGGCAUCCCAACACAUUUCCCUCCAUAAUUGGAUAAAUUUGAUGUAUACAAUGUCCUUAAUUAAACAGAAACAUGUUGUGAGAACUUUUUUAUAUAUCGCUAGUUAGCAUCGUCUGAUGUCCUGCAGAUGAUCGUAAAAUCAAAAGAAAUAUUUAUAUUCCUUCGCUCAAUGUCACACACCAAUACCGAGUGAUUAGUCUAUAUAAAAAUUUUUUUUUUUUUUUUUGUUUAAAUCCACAAAUAAUGUUGAACUGUGAUAUUAACAAAGGAUUAUAUACAUAUAUAUAUAUGUGUACAUACAUCUUGAUACAUGUGUAUAUAUAUAUAUCUUCUGUUCUGGUCUCAUUGGCAUUCUCGUCUUUUUUCUUUUUUUUUAAAUUACACAGCUCUCACUUUUAUGAGGGCUGUUUAAACUAAACUAUCACUUAAAAUCAGGGCUGUUUAAAUUUAAACAACUAUCACUUAAAAUCAGGGAUACUCUGCAAACAUACUAAUGGGAUUUGCAAUAUUUUAUAUGGACAUGCUCUAGUAAUAGUUAAAAGGGGUUUGAUUCUUAUUUUAAAAAGAUGGAUGGGUAUGGGGUAGAUGACAGAAUCUGGUCGCUGCUAAGUGCCACAACACAAUAUAAAAAGAGUUCACUCUCUUGGAACAGAUUCUGAAAUCUCUCCUAUCUCUCUCAUUUGUCCUGAACAAAGCAUAACUAACUUUUAACCAUUUUACAUUCACUGUUUUCAAAAUAUGUAUAGAUUAAUUUUCUUUAAGUCAGUUUGCAUUAUAUGAAAUGUUACAGAAUCCUAAGUUCAUUGUUAUAAUAAUAAUCCAAGUUGUCAAAACCACAAUCUUGAAUCUUUAUAAAACGGGGGAAAUUCAUUAAAUAUCCAAGAACUCUUUUCCAAAAUACUGAGUCCAUUUCAGAUUUUUGGUUAAAAUGGCAAAAUGAUGGGUAUACAUCAAUGCUUUAAAUCAAUACUUGAUGCAAAUAUUAUUUCAUUCAUCUGAUACACCUUAAAAAAGAAAAAAAAAAAACCCAAACAAAUGGUUUGAAAAGGGAUCUGAAUGAGCCUGUCAUGUAUUCUGAAAAAGAUUUCUUGAUAUCUUACUAGAGCACGGGAGUGCCAUAAAUUAAUUUUUUAUUAUUAUGGGACGGCAUUUGUAUUUUUUCAUAUUAACUAUUGUUUAGUUGUACAAAUCGAACUACAUACCUUGAUGUGGCUUCUAAUUGAACCGUAUAAGUCUGCUUUCAAAUAUAUGCCCAACCUCAUAGCUUUCCUCCUACUGCUAAAGAAAAUACCCUGAAGCACAAGCGAAUUAUUGAAAUGAAAUUUACUAAGUUAGCCCUGAAGUGACCUAGUUUAUCUAUUGCUUUCAGAUAUUAUCAAUUAUUUGAGCUACAGAAAAAUUGGCAUAAAUUAUGUUAAAUUAAUCGGCCCUGUUUGAUGUAGAUAUUUGUUUGGAGCAGGUCGGGUCAGUCUUAAAGAACCACAUCAUGGUAUGACAGUUCAUGUCAAAGUUCUAAAAUAAAGAUAACUGAAAUUGGA
Molecule: messenger RNA, 10712 nt
Organism: Patella vulgata (common limpet)
Lineage: Eukaryota; Metazoa; Mollusca; Gastropoda; Patellidae
Product: ATP-dependent RNA helicase DDX3Y
Exons: 18
Coding region: 74-2350 (758 amino acids)
Biological process (GO): gamete generation; cell differentiation
Cellular component (GO): P granule; nucleus
Molecular function (GO): RNA helicase activity; RNA binding; ATP binding
Source: RefSeq, a predicted model, not a curated record